CAUCAGCAUAUAUGCUCUUCUCCUGAUAAAUAUUUGCACGCAAUUGUGAAUAUUUAAUGGCUGUAUUAAGAAGUAGCAUACUGUCAAAUGCAGUUUUGUUUACAUCUGUUGCGGCAUUUUACAAUUUAAUAAAAACACAAGUCUGUUAUACUUAUUCAAUUUUAAUUUUUCUUUUGAAAAAUAAAUUAAUCACAAAAAAAUGGGGCAAUCCAAUAUGUCUUUAGAGGAAUUGAAAGCAUACUUCAAAACACAUGGAAAAAUACGUGAACAAAAGGCGCACACAUCGAAGGUACAUUCUGUGGGUUGGAGUUGUGACGGUAGACGUCUGGCAUCUGGUUCCUUCGACAAAACGGUAGCGGUGUAUACGCUUGAACGUGAUCGUGUGAGUAAGGAGAAUACCUAUCGUGGCCAUACCGGUUCUGUGGACCAGCUUUGUUGGCAUGCAACAAAUGCAGAUCUGCUUAGUACAGCAAGUGGUGAUAAGACUGUGCGCAUUUGGGACAUACGCGCUGGCAAGUGCUCCACCGUGACAAAUACAAAAGGUGAAAAUAUAAAUAUCACAUGGUCACCCGAUGGCAAAACUAUAGCGGUUGGUAAUAAAGAAGACUUGGUGACAUUCAUUGAUACGCGCACAAAUAAAAUACGCGCUGAGGAACAGUUUAAUUUUGAGGUGAAUGAAAUUGCAUGGAACAAUACAAGUGAUCUGUUUUUCUUGACAAACGGUAUGGGCUGUGUGCACAUCUUAAGCUAUCCUAGUCUUGAAUUGCAACACGUGUUGAAAGCACAUCCUGCUACUUGUAUUUGCAUUGAAUUUGAUCCUACAGGUAAAUAUUUUGCAACUGGUUCAGCAGACGCGCUUGUCUCACUUUGGGAUGCAAACGAGUUGGCUUGUUUGCGUGUGCUAUCUCGUCUGGAUUGGCCAGUACGUACGAUAUCCUUUAGUCACGACGGUAAGCUAUUGGCAUCGGCUAGCGAGGAUUUGCUUAUCGACAUAGCGCAUACGGAGACGGGCGAAAAAGUUGCUGAUGUCACUGUAGAUGCUGCAACUUUCACAGUAGCAUGGCAUCCCAAACAAUAUUUACUCGCCUAUGCGUGUGAUGACAAAGAUGGCAAUGAUCGAAGACGUGAAGCGGGUAAUCUCAAAGUUUUUGGGUUUUCGGAGUAAUUGAUGUUUUGGAAAUGCAUUGAAAAUAAAACUAAAAUUGACUUAGCAAAUAAAUAUACUUUAUUCGCU
Zeugodacus cucurbitae (melon fly) is the source of this 1234-nucleotide messenger RNA. It is a transcript of the gene tex, whose product is annotated as THO complex subunit 3. Gene Ontology annotation, cellular component: THO complex part of transcription export complex. The record is from RefSeq and is a predicted model, not a curated record. The transcript is spliced from 5 exons. Bases 200 to 1165 code for a protein of 321 amino acids. Gene Ontology annotation, biological process: mRNA export from nucleus. Gene Ontology annotation, molecular function: protein binding. NCBI's taxonomy places the organism in Eukaryota, Metazoa, Arthropoda, Insecta, Diptera, Tephritidae.